Molecule: messenger RNA, 1260 nt
Organism: Fraxinus pennsylvanica
Lineage: Eukaryota; Viridiplantae; Streptophyta; Magnoliopsida; Lamiales; Oleaceae
Source: the annotation of a GenBank genome assembly
AUGCCGGAACUGGAUCAGUUACUUACUAAGAAGGUCGCCGAUCGGUACCUGAAACGCGAAGUGCUUGGUGAAGGUACCUACGGUGUCGUUUACAAAGCUAUCGAUACCAAGACAGGGCAGACAGUUGCCAUUAAGAAAAUUCGACUUGGGAAGCAGAAGGAAGGGGUUAAUUUCACAGCAUUAAGAGAAAUUAAAUUGCUCAAAGAGCUUAAUGAUCCAAAUAUAAUUGAGUUGAUUGAUGCAUUCCCUCACAAGGGAAACUUGCACCUUGUGUUUGAAUUCAUGGAGACAGAUCUAGAAACAGUUAUUCGUGAUAGGAAUAUCGUGCUCUCACCAGCUGACAUAAAGUCCUACCUUCAGAUGACGCUAAAAGGACUUGCAUUUUGUCAUAAGAAAUGGGUUUUGCAUCGGGAUAUGAAACCCAACAACUUGUUGAUUGGAGCAGACGGACAGCUUAAACUCGCUGAUUUUGGUUUAGCUCGAAUAUUUGGGAGCCCAGAUCGAAGGUUCACUCACCAGGUCUUUGCUAGAUGGUAUAGAGCGCCUGAGCUGUUGUUUGGUGCCAAGCAGUAUGGCCCAGGGGUAGAUGUUUGGGCAGCAGCUUGUAUAUUUGCUGAACUACUGUUACGAAGACCUUUUCUGCAGGGAAAUAGUGAUAUCGAUCAAUUGGGAAAGAUCUUUGCGGUUUUUGGGACCCCAAAGUCAUCUCAAUGGCAAGAUAUGAUCUACCUUCCCGAUUAUGUGGAAUACCAAUACGUUCCUAGUCAAUCGCUACGUACAUUAUUUCCCAUGGCAAGUGAUGAUGCUUUGGACCUCUUAUCAAAGAUGUUCACUUACGAUCCGAAGGCUAGAAUAUCAGCGCAACAGGCGUUGGAGCACCGGUACUUUUCUUCUGUACCUCCACCUACAAAACCCGCUUCGCUACCUAGACCUCCACCAAAAAAGGAGUCAGCUAGUUUUAAGGUUUUGGAUUUUAAUUCACAUGGUGGUCCAACGGUAUUGUCUCCUCCAAGAAAGUCAAGGAGAGUGAUGCCGCAACGUGAGGGAUUUGAAGUGAAUACUCACCAGCUUGACAAGAUUGAUGAACAUGGGAACGAGAAUAGACAAGCAGCUGGAGAGAGGAGUGAACAUGUGCCAAUGUCACUUGAUUUCUCUGUUUUUGGGAUGAAGCCACCUACUAGACCAACAAUUAACAGUGCUGAUAGGUCACAUCUGAAGAGGAAAUUAGAUCUCGAAUUUCAGCAACCCGAAGAAGAAUAA